AUGUUCCUCCUGGGUGUCAAAGCAAAGCCCACAGAUCUGAUCAUCAUCCACCUGACCGUGGUCCAUAUCAUGAUGCUACUCCCCCGGGGAAUCAUCAGAGCAGCUGAGCUGUCAGGGCUGCGGCUCAUCCACAGCGACGUCGGGUGUGCGAUUCUCUCCUAUCUGAGCCGUGUUGGCCGUGGCCUCUCCAUCUGCAUCACCUGCUUGCUGAGCUUGGUUCAGGCUAUCACUGUCAGUCCCAGCAACUCCCACCUAUUCCAGCUCAAAGUCAGCAUCCCAAAAUUCGUCUUCCCUGUGUCAGUCAUCUUGUGGCUCCUCAAUCUGCUGAUAAGCACCAACCUUCUCUUCCAGUUAGUCAUUUCCCACAAUGUUACCAGCAAUCCUGCCCAUUGUUUGAUGGUGCCCAUCAAUGCUUUCCUCCAGGGACUGAUUCUCAGCCUCAUGACGCUUCGGGAUGUCCUUUCUCUGGAGCUUAUGAGCUGCUCCAGUGGUCACAUGGUCCUUCUCCUCCUCCAACAUCACCGCCAAGUCCAACAUCUCCACGGCUUCCACCUCUCCUCUGAAAACUCCCCAGAGAGACGAGCCACCCAAACUAUCACGGUGCUGGUUACCUGCUUUGUGUCCUUUUACUUUGGAGAUUUCAUCCUCUCCGUGUUUCUAGGGACAACCGUGAAGAAUGAUGCCUCCCUUUCUAAUGCUAACAUGUUUGUGGUCAGUGGCUAUGCCACUGUCAGCCCUUUUGUGCUGCUCACCUGUGACACAAGAAUCAUCAAGUUCCUACGGUCCGUUUUUCAGGAACCUUUGUGA
This is a messenger RNA of Tachyglossus aculeatus (Australian echidna), 807 nucleotides long. RefSeq names its product vomeronasal type-1 receptor 100-like. The record is from RefSeq and is a predicted model, not a curated record. Gene Ontology annotation, biological process: G protein-coupled receptor signaling pathway. Lineage: Eukaryota; Metazoa; Chordata; Mammalia; Monotremata; Tachyglossidae. Gene Ontology annotation, molecular function: pheromone receptor activity. Bases 1 to 807 code for a protein of 268 amino acids. Gene Ontology annotation, cellular component: membrane. The transcript has 2 exons.